Molecule: messenger RNA, 2922 nt
Organism: Mizuhopecten yessoensis (Yesso scallop)
Lineage: Eukaryota; Metazoa; Mollusca; Bivalvia; Pectinida; Pectinidae
Product: sushi, von Willebrand factor type A, EGF and pentraxin domain-containing protein 1-like
Exons: 18
Biological process (GO): establishment or maintenance of epithelial cell apical/basal polarity; heterophilic cell-cell adhesion
Cellular component (GO): protein-containing complex; plasma membrane
Molecular function (GO): calcium ion binding
Source: RefSeq, a predicted model, not a curated record
GUGACGAUUGUUCAACAGACAAGAAUGAGUGUUUGAGUAAUCCAUGUCAUCUCGCCGGCACACGUGUGUGUAACAAUACCUAUGGAGGUUUCAUCUGUGAGUGCAUGGACGGUUAUUCUGGCUUCAACUGCUCCGUACACGAAGACAUGGACCCAUGUUUCAGCAGUCCGUGUCUUCAUGGCGGUAUCUGCAGGGGGCGGAACACAAGUUUCGAAUGUGAGUGCAGGAAUGGUUGGAUGGGUCCUUGUUGUGAAAUGCUGGUCGACUAUUGUGCAGACGUUGCUAACCCUUGCCUCCACAAUGCAUCUUGCAUCAGUCUUCAAAAUGACUUCUUCUGCAGUUGCCCAACUGGUACCUAUGGUCGAUACUGUGAUAGUCUCCCUGGCCUGUGUACUCGCCUGAACCCUUGUCUGAACCUUGGAAACUGUACCGCUGACGGGGAAAUCUUUACUGGAUGCAGUUGUUCUGAUGAAUUCUAUGGUGACGGUUGUCAAGUAGUGAAAGACCACGACUGUGCCAGUAGUCCUUGUCUGCAUGGAGGCACAUGCUCACAGGAUUCCAGCGGCCAUAUAUUCUGUUCUUGUUUACCAGGUUACCAUGGUGACCAGUGUCAGUAUGAUGUAGAUGAGUGUGAGGAGGUUAUUUGUCCAGGUCUGGGGACAUGUAUUGAUGGGGUCAACAAGUACUAUUGUCGCUGUCCUCUUGGUAAACUUCCACCUAACUGUACAGAGGAUGUCACGGUUACCCAUGAUGUGUGUUUUGAGUCUCCCCUGCGAACAGCGAGCGCCUCUUUACCUUUUGGUAUACCAAUGAAUCACCAAUACAUGUCAGUCAGUUUCUGGGUGAAAUUCUCAACAAAAAAUGGAACUGGAACCUUCUUCUCCAUGUUUGAACAGACCGACCCUGGUUCCUCUACUGGACUGAUGUUACUGUUCAGUCUGGCCCAUGACGGCCUUCGCCUCUCUGUUAAUACCACAGAGGACACAACAAGCUUUGGCUCUUACAGUAUAAACAGUGGAGUGUGGCACCUGCUCGUUAUCACAUGGGACGCUACCAUAGGAAAGGUGGAGGUCAGAGCCAAUAGUAUACGUCUGAUACAGCUGACAGACUAUCAGCAGGGGAAACUUCUCAAUAAAUCUUACUGGAUUACACUAGGACAUGAGUUUUCCACUGCCAGUAUGACGUCUGUGAUAGGAGGGGGAUUCCAGGGCUGCCUAUCUCAAGUGAAUGUGUUUAGUUAUAUACUGGACACUAACACACAAGUAACAAAUAUGAUGUUGGACCCCUUCACUGAGAGGGAUCGUGGAGAUAUCCUUCAAUGGGACGAGUUUGAACUUUGGGGUCUUGUCAGGAGAGUACGACCUAGUACUAUACAGGACCCUGUCUGUGCUAGCUGUUUGUCUCCAGCUAAGAAGAGUCUUAGCCUCACCUGCCCUAAGGAUGAGUACUUGGUCUCUACCCUCCCAUACAGCCCCGUAUCAUGGAGUCUCUCACACCACCAGGGAGUGCUUUCAGUGAAGACAAACAUGCCAUCAGGUACUGUCUUGCCUCCGGGAAGACACAUUGUGAUAUACACAGCAUUAGACACAAACAACAAUACUGCCGUCUGCUCCUUCAGAAUCUACAUUAAUGAAAACCAAUGUGAGUUCCCUAGUUUAGUUGGAGGUGUGGCUAAGACUUGUCGGACUGGUGGUUUCGGUAAUUCUUACACUGGAUGUUUUCUGUCUUGCCCUUCCCUCCACCACACACUGAGCCAGACUACGCCCCUCUUAUACACAUGUGGGCCUCUAGGAUGGUGGGAUUCAGUGGCAGACCGGACGUGCGAUCCUACCUACCCUACAUGUGGAAAUAUCACCUCAACGGCUCUAGUGAAUUUGAAAGUGAGACUGGUGUACUCUGCUGCCCUGACCACGUGUCAGCAGGUGAGGAAUAGCCUGGAAACUUACCUACGCCAGCACAUCACUGCCUUAGACAAGCACUGGGGCAACACGAUGUGUACCCAGCUCGGCUGCACGGAUGUGGUCCUAACUAUUACCUGCAGCUCGCCAGCACCAGUAGUGGACAUUGCCAUCAGCAAUAUUGCAAUGACUUUGAUCACAACUGGAGGAGAUUCCAAGAGCCCCAAGGAGAUUUUUACUCAAGCACUCCUUGACCUGAACAGAUUCCACUUCGAGGAACAGAUUCCAAACACUAACCCUCUGAUAGGCCUGUCAACGGUUGAAUCGACCCUGAUCUGCCCCGACGGACACCUGCUUGUGGACACUGACUGUGUUAUUUGCGGUUUUGGAAUGUACCUCAAUAGGACAACUCAGUCUUGUUAUCACUGUCCUAAAGGAUUCUACUAUGACACAACCGAUGGCAACACUUCCUGUCGGGCAUGCCCAAAUGGAACCACAACAAAAUGUUCUGCAGCGGUGUCUCUGGAUCAGUGCCACGCUGUAUGUGAGAGCGGGUCGUUCUUCAACAUGACUGCAGGGAUAUGUGAGUUGUGUAACCUGGGAACAUACCAGAAAGAAAGUGGACAGUUUCAAUGCCAACCCUGUCCAUUUGGUCAAACAACUAUUCAAACCGGCACAUCGGACAUCAAACUGUGCUUCGACAUGUGUCCCCUUGGGUUUGAAAUUACUCAUAAGGGUCCGUGUCGUGUGUGUGAGGCGGGGACAUAUCGUGGGGAGGGGGAUGGACCUAUGUGUGUUCCCUGUACCUCCGGGAUCACCACACCAGGCAACGGCUCACAGACAGUCCUCAAUUGUACCAUAGUGAUAUGUCCCCCUGGCUAUAGAGCAGAACGUAACAGCACAAAUUGUAAGCCAUGUGAGCUUGGACAAUACCAACCUGAUUGGAACCAGAUAGAUUGUCUCCCCUGUCCUGAAAACACGACAACCGAGAUGGAGGCAGCUGAUAAUGUGACAAAAUGUGAAG